AUGACAUCCCGCGAAGAAACCGUCCUAGCUCCCAUCGAUCCCUCUCUCACCGAUGAGAACGAUUGGUGGGAGUUUGGGCUCACCGAUGUGAAGGUGCUGAAGCCUGGGAAGAUGCUAUAUGCGAACCUACUCGACGCCACCGAACAAAACCCAGUACAGGUGAUCGGCUGCUUAGAGCCGCUUCGCAAGGAACAGGAACAUUUAGGUGUGUAUUGGUCCAGUUACAAGCGCCGCAUCAUUAUCGAUGAUGUUACGCACUAUGCCUACGGUCAAACUGAGGAUAAGAGUAUUGAGAUAUGGGUUGCCGGUAAGGCUGGUUGGUACGACAUUAUUUCGCCCGCCAAGGGUUUCACGCCGACAUACAAUCGCAUGGUCCAGGCGAUCGACAUGCUAUAUUUCUUGGUUGAUAGACACCAGCAAGGAAAGAAACAGGUCAAUCCUUCAUUUCGCAGUCUCUGCGAACAGUACAUUUACCACACAUACGGCUCAUGUGAGACCCGAGAGCAGUCAGCGGAAGUAUUUGCGCUCCAUGCUCCUUUCUUACUUCGUUGCAUGAUUCAAGGUGAUGCAGAUGUCGACUGGAAGAAGACAAAUGUAUUCACCCAUCUUCGUCGCCAAUUCAAUGAUGACUAUAACCGACUGAUGGAAGAGCUGUCACCUUCUGAGGAAGAUGAAACCCCAGAGGAACCAGAAGUGUCGACUCCCCGGCACAACCCCUCCACGAUCUCAAAGUCACAAACCGAUGCUAUCUACCGACUUCUCAAAGAUCUCCGAGACGAGGGCCAUUUGGCAAAGCGUCGUCUAAACAUCGACCUCCUAAGAGAACGCUUUGCGGAGCGGUAUUCUCUCAGCCUGGAGGAUGCCCAACAGAUCAUUUGCGUCAGGGCAGACGAUGUGCUAAAAUUGAUGGAUGCAGGGGACUUCCGAUGGUCUCGCUAUGUCAUUCAUCGGGACCUCACCUGUUCCUCCACAAUCGCCCACCCUCUACCACCUGCACUUCUCACGCCCCUGGAUGUGCAGGAGGAUUCCAGCGACGACGAACGCUACGGCCGGACACAGAAGUCCGUACUGCGCCCAAAGGCCGCCACAUUCUCCAUCAAAAUCACCGGCAAACGAAACCGCAAUACCUCCACAAACCAACAAAUCGUCCAAUCCAGCCCAGAAGACGACCAAGAAGAUACCGAUGAGAUCGACGAGAUCGAGACACCCAGCAAAACGCGCGGCCACGAGCUCAUCAGAGAUCCAUUCUCAGCCUCAAGACCGCGCACUCGCUCACUCGUAUCAGCCUCCUCGAGCAGUGCCGGCCCCUCGCUCAUGAAGAGCCUCUUCAGAGACACCAUUAAAGAAAGACUUCAGUCUCCCUCUGUAUCUGUCUGUAUCUCUCCAACAAACCACAAGCCCCUAACUCCAGAGCGAGAUUCAACACCCGAUGCACCACCGCAGGUGAAGAUGGAAGCAUCACCAGUCGACAUCUCUGAUCUAUCAGAUACGUGGACAUGUCGCAUGCCCGGAUGCGACAAGAUAAUCACCUCGACCGACAGAAAAGAGCGCAAGAAGCUCAUCGGUGACCACGCCGGUGAACACGACUGGGAAACUCAAAUGAAAGUCGAACUGAUGGAGUCAGAGAAACGUAUGCACGCUUCUUUACCCGUUAACAACCUCAUGCAAUACGUUAUCGACGCGCAUAUCCUGCAAAUGCGCGCUGCUUUCCCUGAAUUCUAUACCACAAGCCAGACAAAUGGCGCUGGAAACGGACAGGUGUCUACAUCGACAGCUGGGGAAUUAGAAAGACAGGACGACGAAGACGAGGAGGACGAUGAAGACGAGGAACUUGAGGACCUAAUGAACGGCUUCGGUUGA
Molecule: messenger RNA, 1860 nt
Organism: Penicillium bovifimosum
Lineage: Eukaryota; Fungi; Ascomycota; Eurotiomycetes; Eurotiales; Aspergillaceae
Exons: 4
Coding region: 1-1860 (619 amino acids)
Source: RefSeq, a predicted model, not a curated record